This is a messenger RNA of Eriocheir sinensis (Chinese mitten crab), 1953 nucleotides long. RefSeq lists its product as uncharacterized. Bases 1 to 1953 code for a protein of 650 amino acids. Gene Ontology annotation, biological process: synapse organization. Gene Ontology annotation, cellular component: neuron projection membrane. Lineage: Eukaryota; Metazoa; Arthropoda; Malacostraca; Decapoda; Varunidae. The transcript has 5 exons. The record is from RefSeq and is a predicted model, not a curated record.
AUGCAGGUCUUCAAGGACACAAACAAGGGCAGUGUCCCGGCGGGCGUCCAGGCGGGGUCAUGGCCAGCCCCUCAGCCCCCGCCCUCUGAGCUCCGCCCACCGCCAGUCCCACUUUCAGGAGGAACACACGCCGUCACUCCCCCGGCAGCCACUCCGCCAGCUGCCCCGCCCGAGCCGCCAUCGUUCGACACCUGCGCCUCCGGGAACGUGACGGCGCUGUUGGGCGGGACGGCGACGCUGAGGUGCCGCGUCACGAACCUCGGGAACAAGACGGUCUUGCCCCACCCCGCUCCACCCUGCUCACGUGCCCCACCCCGCUCCACCCUGCUCACGUGCCCCACCCCGCUCCACCCUGCUCACGUGCCCCACCCCGCUCCACCCUGCUCACGUGCCCCACCCCGCUCCACCCUGCUCACGUGCCCCACCCCGCUCCACCCUGCUCAUGUGCCCCACCCAGCUCCACCCUGCACACGUGCCCCACCCCGCUCCACCCUGCUCACGUGCCCCACCCCGCUCCACCCUGCACACGUGCCCCACCCCGCUCCACCCUGCUCACGUGCCCCACCCCGCUCCACCCUGCUCACGUGCCCCACCCCGCUCCACCCUGCUCACGUGCCCCACCCCGCUCCACCCUGCUCACCUGCCCCACCCCGCUCCACCCUGCUCACGUGCCCCACCCCUCUCCACCCUGCUCACGUGCCCCACCUCUCCACCCUGCUCACGUGCCCCACCCUGCUCCACCCUGCUCACGUGCCCCACCCUGCUCCACCCUGCUCACGUGCCCCACCCUGCUCCACCCUGCUCACGUGCCCCACCCCUGCUCCACCCUGCUCACGUGCCAUACACCGCUCCACCCUGCUCACGUGCCCCACCACUCCACCCUGCUCACGUGCCCCACCCUGCUCCACCCUGCUCACGUGCCCCACCCUGCGCCACCCUGCUCACGUGCCCCACCCCGCUCCACCCUGCUCACGUGCCAUACACCGCUCCACCCUGCUCACCUGCCCCACCACUCCACCCUGCUCACGUGCCCCACCCACUCCACCCUGCUCACCUGCCCCAUCCCACUCCACCCUGCUCACCUGCCCCACCCUGCUCCACCCUGCUCACGUGCCCCACCCUGCUCCACCCUGCUCACGUGCCCCACCCUGCUCCACCCUGCUCACCUGCACCACCCCGCUCCACCCUGCUCACCUGCCCCACCCCGCUCCACCCUGCUCACCUGCCCCACCCCGCUCCACCCUGCUCACUUGCAACACCCUGCUCCACCCUGCUCACCUGCCCCACCCCUCCACCCUGCUCACCUGCCCCACCCCUCCACCCUGCUCACGUGCCCCACCCCUCCACCCUGCUCAUGCCCCACCCCUCCACCCUGCUCACCUGCCCCACCCCGCUCCACCCUGCUCACCUGCCCCACCUGCUCCCACCCUGCUCACGUGCCCCACCUGCUCCACCCUGCUCACGUGCCCCACCCCGCUCCACCCUGCUCACCUGCCCCACCCCGCUCCACCCUGCUCACCUGCCCCACCCCGCUCCACCCUGCUCACGUGCCCCACCCCGCUCCACCCUGCUCACGUGCCCCACCCCGCUCCACCCUGCUCACCUGCCCCACCCCGCUCCACCCUGCUCACGUGCCCCACCCCGCUCCACCCUGCUCACGUGCCCCACCUGCUCCACCCUGCUCACGUGCCCCACACCGCUCCACCCUUCUCACGUGCCCCACCCUGCUCCACCCUGCUCACGUGCACCUCCCCGCUCCACCCUGCUAACGUGCGCCACCCCUCUCCACCCUGCUCACAGCCAGAAACCGCCAUCGUGGGGGGCCCGGACGUGUACCUCAACACCGGGAGUCAGCUGGCGCUCACCUGCACCGUCAGGUUCAGCCCCGAGCCGCCCGCCUUCAUCCUCUGGUACCACGGCGACAAGGUGGGUGGGGGAGUGGAUGACUGGUGA